AUGGCAAACGAGCAGAACUCAUACACCAUCAACCGCAGAUGGGUUAAAAUCAGUAACAGGUGGGGGGGAAAAUUAGAAAAGAUUUUUAGGGCUGGUAAAGCUACAAAAACGAUCGAAGGUAUUAAUUAUAUUGAUGAUGCAGAAUUCUGCAUCGCUAAGGGAAUAGAUGGCUCUGAAAUCUUCCUAGGGCUGAGAACUGAUGGCACGGAAGUGGCUAUAAAGAGAAUUUCUAAAUUGAAUAACUAUCAGUGUCUUAAGAACGAGGCAGACAUUCUGAGACUUCCAGGGUUAGAUUAUCCAUGUAUUACACGAUACAUUGAAUUUGUAGAGGAUGACCAGUUUGGUUAUCUUUGUGUUCAACUGUUUGAACACACACUGGAUGAAUACAUCAGGGUUUGUCCAGAGUAUCAGCUAUAUCAAAUUGUGUGCUCCAUCCUCAAAUCUCUGAAAGUACUUCAUGAUCAGGGAAUUUUCCACUGGGAUCUCAAGCCACAGAAUUUUUGGAUUGAUGUUACCGGAAGGGUGCGACUGGCUGGCUUUGGCUUAUGUCGCUGGUCACCUGAUGAAGAAACAACCUUGUACACAGGCCGCGCAGAACCAAAAAACUGGAUGGCCAACGAGACUUUGACCGGAGAAGACAACAGACCGCUCAACUGGAGCACUGAUAUAAAGGCUGCCGGGAUACUGAUUGAUUAUGUCCUCUCCAGAGGACAACAUCAAUUUCAUAUCAGUAUUCAUGAAAAUAAGUACAAUUUGGACGAGCUGGCUAAGGACCUUAUUGAGUGGAUGAUUGACAUGAAUCCAAACAACAGACCUGGAGUGCAAGACUGCUUGAACCAUCCCUUCCUCUGGUCCCCUAAAAAGUGA
Molecule: messenger RNA, 867 nt
Organism: Scomber japonicus (chub mackerel)
Lineage: Eukaryota; Metazoa; Chordata; Actinopteri; Scombriformes; Scombridae
Product: serine/threonine-protein kinase/endoribonuclease IRE1-like
Exons: 3
Coding region: 1-867 (288 amino acids)
Biological process (GO): IRE1-mediated unfolded protein response; protein phosphorylation; intrinsic apoptotic signaling pathway in response to endoplasmic reticulum stress
Cellular component (GO): IRE1-TRAF2-ASK1 complex
Molecular function (GO): ATP binding; RNA endonuclease activity; protein serine/threonine kinase activity
Source: RefSeq, a predicted model, not a curated record